AUGAAGAUCGCCGUCGUGUCCGCCUUCUUGGCCGCCGUCUCGGGCGCCUCGGCCGGCGUCCUCGUCAAGCGGCCGGCCGCACCGCCGGCCGCCUCUUCGUCGCCGCCCGUCCGUGGCGGCUGCCGCCCCCGUGCCAACGACCUGUACGCCUGCUUCCUCAGCGCCACCCACGAGGCCCUCGACUACUGCAGCACCGCCGCCGGCCUCUACGUGCCGGCGGAGACGCACACGGUGUUUGAGCCCGGCCCGACCGCGUACGUCCGCGUGGCGGCCGAGGUGGUGUCGGUGACGUCGACGGCCAUCGUGUCGACGGCGACUGUCACCAGCACGACCGGCACCGUCACGUCCUUUGCCUCGACGGCGACGUCGACGGUGACGAGCACGCAGGUGUUGGUGCUGUACGUAUACGAUAAGCGAAACGGCAACGGCAGCGGCAGCGGCGGCGGUGGCCGGCUGGUGCUGGUAGACCGGGCCGUGGUGACGGCGGCGGCUGCUGCUGCCACGUGGGACGACGCGCGCACCGUCACGGCUCACGUCGUGAAGCGCGUGACGGUGACGAGUACAAUCAAGACGUGCACGGCGUCGACGUCGACGGUGACGGUGACGACUCUGAAGAAGCGGGCGACGGCCACCAUCCAGGGUCGUGACGCGGCGCCGCCGUCCUCUGCCUCCUCUGCCACCGUCUCCGUGUCUGGCGCCCCGGAACCAUUGUGCGUCUCGGCUCUGCGCCCCGCCGCAACGGUGGUCUCGUCGGCGUGCUCGGAGCUGGUGGCGACGUACGGGGCCACGCCCGCGGCGGUGACCGACGUGAUUGUGCUGCCGGCGACCACGGUGACGGUGUCGGAGGGCGUCUCGUCGGCGCGGACAGCGGUGGAGGCGACGGCGACGCGGACGGUGCUGACGGUCCUGGAGGUGACGGCCGUGACGACGACGACGGUGUCGACGUGCACGGUGGUGACGUCGACCAUCACUGUGUCGAUGUAG
Sporothrix schenckii 1099-18 is the source of this 984-nucleotide messenger RNA. RefSeq lists its product as uncharacterized. The record is from RefSeq and is a predicted model, not a curated record. Bases 1 to 984 code for a protein of 327 amino acids. The transcript has a single exon. Lineage: Eukaryota; Fungi; Ascomycota; Sordariomycetes; Ophiostomatales; Ophiostomataceae.